This is a messenger RNA of Salmo salar (Atlantic salmon), 590 nucleotides long. The record is from RefSeq and is a predicted model, not a curated record. NCBI's taxonomy places the organism in Eukaryota, Metazoa, Chordata, Actinopteri, Salmoniformes, Salmonidae.
UUGUUUUUUACUCUGUUCUUUCUUUUUGAAACUCUCUUUCACUGAUUUCAAUCUAUCACCAGAACUGUCAUCAUCUUCUUCAUCAUCCUCUACAUCACCAACAACAACCUCAUCCUCACAUACUGCUGUUGAUACUUAUAUCCCAUCUUCCUCCGUUUGUCCAUCUGUCUUUCAUCAUCCUGUUCUUCUCCUUCCCCUGCCCUGAGUCUCUACACACUUCCUCUUCUCCCACCCUAUCCCUCCUUCUUGAUCUUCCCUCCCCCUCUCCCCUCCUGUGGCCAUGUUGGAGAACAUGUCUCGUCGGUCCCGCUCCCUGCUGUCCCUGACCCUGACCACUCUGGCUCUGGCCCUGUCCAUCCUGGCUCUCUGCACCUCCUACUGGUGUGAAGGGACUCACAAGGUGGUCAAGCCUCUCUGCCUGUCUCCGGUCAAGAUGAGGAACUGUGGUCAGAACAACAGUGAACCCUACACCACAGAGAGCCCAACUCAGAACCCAUACAACAGAACCCUGUCCCCCCAGAGGAAAUAGAAUAUUCUACUCUCCCCAGAGAGCCCAACUCAGAACCCAUACACCAGAACCCUGUCCCCCC